Molecule: messenger RNA, 3218 nt
Organism: Ipomoea triloba (trilobed morning glory)
Lineage: Eukaryota; Viridiplantae; Streptophyta; Magnoliopsida; Solanales; Convolvulaceae
Product: probable endo-1,3(4)-beta-glucanase ARB_01444
Molecular function (GO): endo-1,3(4)-beta-glucanase activity
Source: RefSeq, a predicted model, not a curated record
UAUGUUCUUAUAAGUCAUUUUAUAUACAAUCAGUUAAAAGUAAGCAGUUAAUUUAUAAACACUUUUACAACUAACUAAUAAUAUCAGCUAGUAAAACUAGCUAAAGGCAACACCCCCUUAUCUCGCAUUACAAACUGAAAAUGUGUCAUGUUUUCCUCAUCCACCAAUUACCUACCUAUCAUGUCUCAACUAUCAUGCAACUUAGUUGAAGGGACCAUCUUCACCUCUAAUCACAUCUUUCUACCCUUUCCAUUUACUACGUUGUCUCCUUCGACACUUCAGCAUCUCCCUUGAGCAAACUCCCCCAUGAAAGCAAGAAAUUGAUGAAGACAAUGGCAAUGAUUUAUCUUCAAGUUCCAAAUGCUCCUACAUGUUUCUUCGUCACCAUUGCAGCACUGUUGGGGCAUAUUUACUUUUGUUCUACUACAUUUACUUUCAAAUUCUACUCCCAGAGAGGGAGUAGAAGUUGGGAGUGAUGUACUAUUUUCCUAUCUACUAACAUAGUUGGCCGAUCUGACAAAGAUUACAUGGUGUGGAACGGGAACAGAAACACAAACAGAAAAGCGCGCUUGAAGUCUUAGUGGCGUUUACUUUUUUGACUCUCGCAAUAAUCGACAAAGAUUACGCGGCUAAGGUACAAUCAUGGUGUGGAAAAUAAUUUUCAGGAAACGUCGAAGCAAUUGUUUCUAAAAUGCCCUAUAAAUCUCCGACACGGCAAUCCCAUCAGCAUCAAGAGCAACCGCAACAGUCCUAGAUAGUUUUGCCUGAAUCCUCCGCCACCGCCGCCAUGUCGCAACCAAGAGACCAGAUGCCUUUCCUCUUCCCACACUCCCAGUCCACUGUUCUCCCCGACUCAUCCCGUUUCUUUGCCCCUCGCCUCCUCUCAAACCCUCUGCCCACAAAUUCUUUCUUCCAGAACUUCGUUCUUAAAAAUGGCGAUCAGCCGGAAUACAUUCACCCCUAUCUCAUCAAAUCAUCCCAAUCAUCUCUCACUCUCUGUUACCCGCCUCAGUUGCGCGGCCCCGCUUUCAUUUCCCAGACUUUCCAUGCUGAUCUCACCAUUUCCGCAUUGAACAACCCCAACCCGAAUGCGGCUCAUGUUGUUUCCUCUUUCAGUGAUCUCAGUCUCAUUCUGGACCUCCCCUCCAGCAAUCUCAGGUUCUUUCUUGUCAGGGGUAGCCCCUUCUUGACUUGUAACGUUUACACAAGUAUCAGUAUUUCAAUUUCAACUAUCCAUGCGAUUCUUCAAUGUUCCUCUAAUGAUUCUCGCACGAAAUACACCAUUAGGCUCAAUAAUAACCAGACUUGGCUUUUGUACGCCUCUUCCCCCAUUAAUUUGAGCCAUAAUCUAUCCACCAUCACUUCUACAACUUUUUGUGGUGUAAUUAGGAUUGCUCUAUUGCCAAACUCUGAUCCAAAAUGUGAAGCUGUUCUUGAUCGGUUUAGUAGCUGUUAUCCCACUGCCGGCCACGCUGACUUCAUCAGACCAUUUUGUUUGGAGUAUAAGUGGGAUAAAAACGGCCGGGGAGAUCUGCUUAUGCUUGCACAUCCUCUUCAUCUCCGCCUUCUUUCCAACUGUGAUUGCAGAAUUACUGUUUUGAAGGAGUUCAAGUAUAGCAGCAUUGAUGGUGAUCUUGUAGGUGUUGUUGGAGAUUCAUGGGUUCUGAAAACUGACCCCAUUUCAGUGACAUGGCAUUCAGUUAAAGGUUUAAGGCAGGAAUCAUAUGCUGAGAUAAUUAGUGCAUUGCAUACAGAUGUUCAGAGUUUGGAUGCUGCGAAUAUAAAGGAAGAGUCGUCAUAUUUUUAUGGUAAGUUGAUAGCAAGAGCAGCGAGGCUAGCGUUGGUUGCUGAAGAGGUGCGUCAUCUUGAUGUUAUUCCCACGAUUCGGAGGUUCUUGAAGGAUGCAAUUCAGCCCUGGUUGGAUGGGACUUUUGCAGCUAAUGGUUUCUUGUAUGAUUCAAAAUGGGGUGGACUUGUGACCAAAAAAGGGUUAACUGAUACUGGUGCUGAUUUUGGGUUUGGGAUCUUUAAUGAUCACCAUUAUCACGUUGGCUACUUUGUUUACGCGAUUGCUGUGCUUUCUAAGAUUGAUUCUGCAUGGGGAAGGAGGUACAGGGGCCAGGCGUACUCUCUUGUGGCAGAUUUUAUGAACUUAAGCAGGCAAAAUAAUUCAAAUUGCCCCCGAUUGAGGUGUUUUGACCUGUGGAAACUGCAUUCUUGGGCGGGAGGAUUGACUGAAUUUGCAGACGGGCGAAACCAGGAGAGCACGAGUGAGGCAGUAAACGCUUACUAUUCUGCAGCUCUGAUGGGGUUGGCUUAUGGGGACACCCAUCUUGUAGACAUUGGAUCCACCCUUUGUGCACUGGAAAUUCAAUCUGCACAAACCUGGUGGCAAGUGAGAGAGGAUGGCAAUUUGUAUGCUGCAGAGUUCACCAAGGAGAAUCGAAUGGUUGGUGUUGUGUGGGCUAAUAAAAGAGACAGAGGCCUCUGGUUUGGUGGUGCUGAAAACAAACAUUACAGGCUGGGAAUACAACUCUUGCCUAUACUGCCAAUCAGCGAAGCUCUAUUUUCUGAUGUUCAAUUUGUGAAACAACUGGUGCGAUGGACUCUGCCAGAUCUCGCAAGAGAAAGGGAAGGAAAAGGUGAAGGGUGGAAAGGGUUCGUGUACGCACUGCAAGGAAUUUAUGACAAAGCGGGCGCUUUGGAGAAGGUAAGGAGGUUAAAUGGGCAUGACGACGGAAACUCACUGACAAAUCUUCUUUGGUGGAUUCACAGUAGAGGUGAUGUUGAGGAAUAUGAUAGAGGUGGUAUGUUAUGCUGGUUUCAUCAUUACUGUCAUUGAGUUUCUGUGAUUAAUGUUUAGAUGAUAUGUUUAGAAACCAACCUGUUUGGUUAUCUGAUAUCACUUGUUAUUGCCCUUUGAUUUCCAUUGAAUUUCUCCAUGAAUACAGUGUAAGAAAUUCUGUAUGUUCUUACAAAGAUUUUGCCCCUAGUAUACAUGUUCAUGGUCAAGACUAGAGAUAGAUAGAAAUCUUGCCAGCAAAGGUUUCUUCUUCUGUGCCCAGUGCUAUAGGUUAACAGAAUACUCUCUUGGUUGAGCCCGUCCUACUUUGUGGAGUUUACCUUUUUCGUAUUGUUUGUUGGUUAUUACAUAGGUGAGUGGGUUUACUCUGUAUGCACUAUUGGAUAAUACUCAUGGUAGCUACGAGUUUCCUUCA